AUGUCUAAUCUUCUUUUUCUGUUAUGCUGUGCGGCGGUCUUUGCCGGCAGCUCCGCGUUCUCAAUUACAUUGAGACAAAAUCCGGAGACGCUGUGCAUAGGCCAAGAGAACUUCCUGAGAAUUGCUCACGUGGACAGCUGCUUUAAAUACUACCAGUGCUACUCCGGUCAAUCCUACUUGAUGCAAUGCCCUCCAUCCGCAUGGUUCAAUGAACAGCAGCAACACUGCGACUGGUCAGAAUUACCGGCACAUUGCCAACAAUCUGAGCCUGAGCCAGAGCCAGAGCAAGAGCCUGAGCCCGAGCCAGAGCCCGAGCCAGAGCCAGAGCCUGAGCCCGAGCCUGAGCCCGAACUAGAGCCCGAGACCGAGUCCGAGCCAGAACCAGAAUCGGAACCGGAAGUAGAAGAGUUAGAAGAGGAACCUUCGUCAGAGGAAUCUUCAUCUGAGGAAGGUUCGGGAGAAGAAUUUGAAGUAGACACUGUCCAACGUAAUGUAAAAACACAUAAAAACAUCGAACAGGAAGAAAUAGAAGAUGAUAACGAGGAAGAAGAAAAUAACGAGAUAGUUGAAUCUAAAAAACUAAAGCAAGAGGAAAGCGAUGAAUUUGAUGGUGAGUAUAUUGAAGCGCAGGAAGAAACUUUAGAUGAGGAGAAGAUUAAGAGUGGUAAAAGACUAAAGAGACAAAACGAAAUUGAAGAAGAAUCAGAAGAUGCCGAAGACAAAGACUGUGACGAUGAAGAGAAAUCUAACAAAAAACAUCAAGAAAUCGACGAGGAAUCUGAUGAAUCGGAAGAAGCUAUUGAGGAUGUCGAAGGGCUCAAAAAGAGACAAGAAGACGUUGAAGAGGAAGAUGAAGAAGAAUCUAAUGCUGAAGUAGAAGAGGCAAAGAAAAAACAAGAGGAAGUUGAUGAAGACGCUGAAGAUGAAGAAGAAGCCAGCGAUGAAGAGGCUGACAAGAGAAAAGAAGAGGUUGAAGACGACGAUGAAGAUGAAGAGAAAGAUAGUGAUGAAAACGAAGAGGCUGAGAAGAGGCAAGAGGAAGAUGAAGAGGAAGCUGAUAAUGAAGAUGAAGAAGAGGUAAAAAAGAAACAGGAAGAGAACGGGGACGAUAGUGAUGAUGACGACGAAGAUGAUGACGAGGAAGACGAUUCAAAAAAGAGACAAGAAGAGGUAGAAGAAGAGGAUGAUGAAGAAGAUGUUGAAGAGAAUGAAAAGCUAAGAAAUAAAGCGAAAAGGUUCUUUAAGCGUAUGAUGAGCGUGAACUAA
Messenger RNA from Arctia plantaginis, 1266 nucleotides. NCBI's taxonomy places the organism in Eukaryota, Metazoa, Arthropoda, Insecta, Lepidoptera, Erebidae. The record is from the annotation of a GenBank genome assembly.